Molecule: messenger RNA, 1017 nt
Organism: Funneliformis geosporum
Lineage: Eukaryota; Fungi; Glomeromycota; Glomeromycetes; Glomerales; Glomeraceae
Source: the annotation of a GenBank genome assembly
AGAAUCUAGAUCAAAUGGUGAUGUUCGCAAAAAGCAUCAUUUAAUUAAAAGAUUGAAAAAGGCUGCAAAAUGUGGAGUACAACUAGAAAAGUUAUGCUCACGAGAGUUGAAUAAAGUAGAUACCAGAACUGUCUUUGAUGCACAAGCUUACUCGGCCUUAAUGUCCGGUUAUUUUCUAUUCGAAAAACAGUCUUGGCAGGCAGCAUUAGAUAAAUUUGCCGCGGCAAGAACGAUAUACGAGAAAUUAUCUACAGCUGGAUCUUCACAUCAAGAAACACUAUGUCAAUCUGCUAUUGAUGAUAUUGAUCCGAAUAUCCGUUACUGUGCAUUCAAGUUGAAGCUAGGCACUGAUAGUAGUAAUAUAGGAGUCGAGGAUCUAGUUAAAAUUACCAUAGGAAAAAACAAGAGUGUUGGUCUUGAUUUAUUGGAAGCGGAAGUAGAAACAGUUCUUGCUCAGACUCGUCAAGAGAAGGCCGCAACUCUUACGUCCAUAUCUUGGCGAGGUCGUGUAGUACCACUUAAGAAUGCAGAUUUGGCAAUAUGUAUUUUACGAGCACGUGAGGCUACAACCAAUCUUGAAAACGCUUCAGAUACUGACACAGAAGAGGCUACUAAAAUGGAAUUGUUCGAUUUACUCCUUGAGGCUUAUGGAGAUGCAGAAAGGUUUGCCAAAAAUGCCGUUAAGGAGGAUGCGGAAGCUGCGGCAAAACUUAAAUCUUCUAAAUCAGAGCAAAUUUCCGCAGAUCUCAACUUUGUAUAUAAUUACGUGGCAUAUAAUUAUUUAUCCCGUAGAAUACAACGAAAUUUGAUGCUUGUUAAUUCACUACGACUACAUAUAGAUAAUCACGAACGUAUUGAGGGAGAUCGGUUUCUUGGAGGGAAAUACCAAGAUAUCGUUAAAUUAUAUGAUAACGUUUUACAGAGUUUAAGCGAAAUUAAUGAUCUUUCCGUAGUUCAAAAUGACGUUAACUUGUCUAGAGAGAUCGAUGCCAAACUUUGGUAUUUUAAAGCAUGGAG